AGGUUGCUAGGUAAGAGCUGGGGAGGGGAGUACAGUUAGGCAUUGUGCUGCAGGUUGAGUAAGAGCAACCUGGUAAUCAGGAAUAAAAGUUCAGUUUAAAUAAAGUUUCAGGAGCUAAAUAGGCUUUAAUGUGACUGAAGUUAUCUUUUAGAUAAUGUAGAGUAUUUUGAGGGAGUUGUUUUUAUCGCAACAGGAGUGAUCGGGUCUGAUCUGCUUCAGCAACCUGCGCUUUUCCUCGGCUUUAAUACAAAGGAGUAUCUGUCCGCUGUGCUGCAGGUGGAUAACUGCGCUCAGGUGAGGCGGAAGCGAGGAAUCAACCUGCUGCUCGAUGUUCCUGGAUCACCUGAAAACAGCAGGAUCACUGCUGUUAAAGAUGGGCGAUAAAUCCACGCAGUGAACGCUGGACCCAACGAAAUGGACCCGAGCUGAUGAGCCAAACUCCCAUUCUGCCCUCACUUGGCCCCUGCUGGUCACGGGUAGAGAUGGCAGCGUGUCUGGAUGUGCCUGGAGUUGUGGUUGGGAGUGUUUUACUGCUAGUGCUGAGCAGUAAUCCUGCGUGCGGGAAUUUCACUACGCUUGCAAGUGACAGCCGUUCUAAUAACACCGCUGGACCCAACAUUGCAGCUAUCGUGGCCCCGACAGUCACCCUGGGUGUUCUGGCGAUAGUCUUGGCUGUUGUUGCCUGGCUCCUCUGCGUGGUGAAAAAGAGGAGACAGACUGAAGGGACGUAUAGACCCAGUGCAGAGGAACAGUCCGGUGCACGCGGCGUGACGGCACCUGAUGCACUAAAGUUACCAAAGGAGGAAAGACUCAUCUGAGAGCUUCUGCUUUUGUUUUUGGACAAAAUCCUGUGAGGACACUGUGACGAGGCUCUCUCCCCUGAGCCGAUCAGAGACAGAAACAGCGUUUUCCCAGGUGUAAGAGAGGACAGACCGCCAAGACUGAGGCACCACAACAUGAUGCAUUUACUUACAGCUUUCAUUUCAACCUGCACUGACUGGGUCCUGUAUGGCACUAUGAAGAAAUGCACCUGGACGUAUGGAUCUAGCUGAUCUUAAGAACAGUUGAACAUUUCAAGGAGGUUUUGAAGAUUUCCUCUGCACGAAUGAAACAAGAGCUUCAGUAUUUUAUCACAACUAAUAACUAUAGUUUAGAGAUGUUUUCUCAUUUCACUUGCCUUAAUAUGUCAUUUACUCCACAACGUGAUUUUGAAAUACUGUCACUGGCAAAAUCAACACCAAUCUUUACCUCAAGCUCAUUUCUUUUACUACUGAGAGUCCUGAUGAGUCCACUGCAUUUUAAAUCGAGACAGAUGUGUUUUAGCUGAAUGAAUGUGAUUAAAUAUCUUAUAAUAAUGCAAAAACUCUUGUAUUUAAAAAUUAAAAAUGAAGUUAUAAAAAUUAUAUUGAGCAAAAGCAACGAUUGUUUACACUUCAAACUAGUUUAAAGUCUUGUCUUUCAUUUCAUGAGAUCAAAAAUGCAGAUAUGUUUUUACAAUGUUGCAUGUUUAUUUAAGCUUUUGUCAAAUAAAAAAUGUCUGUGUUCACAAAACAUUCAAACAUUUUAAA
Epinephelus moara (kelp grouper) is the source of this 1568-nucleotide messenger RNA. RefSeq names its product crumbs homolog 3a (gene crb3a). The record is from RefSeq and is a predicted model, not a curated record. NCBI's taxonomy places the organism in Eukaryota, Metazoa, Chordata, Actinopteri, Perciformes, Serranidae. The coding region runs from base 429 to 818 and encodes 129 amino acids. The transcript is spliced from 5 exons.